Messenger RNA from Prunus armeniaca (apricot), 687 nucleotides. The record is from the annotation of a GenBank genome assembly. Lineage: Eukaryota; Viridiplantae; Streptophyta; Magnoliopsida; Rosales; Rosaceae.
AUGGCUCAUUUCAUUCCAUGCAAGAAAACAAUGGAUGCUUCCUAUAUAGCCAUUUUUGGGAGCUCCCAUUUUUGGAGGCAUUUGUGGAAGAGAAUUGGUACUAAUUUGCCUUAUAGUAGUGCCUACCACCCUCAAACGGAUGGGCAAAUUGGGGUUGUGAAUAGAACAUUGGGCAAUUUACUUAGGAGUUUGUCCGCGAAGAAGCCAAAACAAUGGGAUUCAGUACUUCCUCAAGCAGAAUUUGCCUGCAACUCGAGUGUAAAUUGUUCUACAAGAAAGACUCCAUUUGAGGUUGUGUGUGGGAAAACUCCAGGCCACUAUCUCGAUCUUGUUCCCAUUUCUAAUCCUACAAUAACCCGCAAGAAAUCAGAAGAUUUUGUUGUUUCAAUGGCAAUGGUUCAUGAGGAUGUGAAGAAGAAACUCGAGGAAAGCAAUGAGAAGUACAGCGAAGCUGCCAAUGCUCAUCGACGUGUGAAGAUAUUUCGUGAACGUGAUCUUGAAAAGAAAAUUGGUCCAUGUCGAAUUUUGGAGAAGAUCAAUGACAAUGCUUACAAAAUUGAGUUGCCUUCGAGUAUCCGUACCCAUCCUACUUUUAAUGUGCAAGACUUGUCUGAAUAUCUUGGCGAAUUCAAUUCAAACUCGAGGGCGAGUUUCUUCUCACAGGGGGAGUAUGAUGCAGUGCACUAA